CCCGCACAGCGGCCGGUCAGACUCAGACGGUCGUCGUCUCCUCUUCGAAAACGGCUUCUUCUCUUCGCUCUCCGCAACGCGACGCCGCCGCCAUGGCACCGCACCAGAUGCACUCCGCCGUCGUCUCCUCCGACCGGUACUAUCUGCGCGCCAUCCUACCCGAGGACACGGAGGAGGUGUUCGACUUCCUCGUCAAGUACUACUACCCGCACGAGCCCAUCAACCAGAGUGUCAACCGCAUACCCGUCAAUAUCUACCAGUGCAGCCACGGCGAGACCAUCAAGGAGGGCUUCUCGCUCAUGGCCGUGGACAAGGACUCUGGCAAGCUCAUCGGCGUCUCCAUCCAAGGGCUAGCGCGACCCGGCGAGGACGAAGACAUCCUCCUGCGCGCGCAGGCGGUGGCACACUUCGGCGCCGUGAAGGUGGCUAAGUCGUUCGAGAUCCUGGCCGUGCUGGAGCGACAGGCCGACAUGUGGUCGAGGCUCGGCGUGGACCGGUCGCUGCGCGUGCUGGCCACGGCCGUGCACGCGGACUACCAGGGCCUCGGCCUGGGCGGCGCCUUCGUGGUGGCCUCGGCCCGGCUGGCGCAGAAGCACAUGAUCCCCUCGCUGUCCAUCAUCACGAGCAGCUUCUACUUCGCCAACGCGUGCAAGCGCCUAGGGGGCGAGCUGAUCCACAGCGUGCGGUACGCCGACUUCACCGACGACCAGGGCGUCCCGCACCUGCCCGUCGCUGCCCCGCACGUCGCCGUCACCAUGUGGUCCUUCGACCCGGCCGACCUGGCGGGCAGGGACUCGGCGGCGCGCGCGCCACGAAGGAGGUCCGCCGCGGCCGUCUAGCCCGCCCGCCCGAAACUGACUUGUAUGACACUCAUGUGAUAAAGGACCGCAGCACUGCUCGCGUCAGAACAAAACGAAUCUCGCUGUUACUUUAAUUAUUUUAUUUUAUUUGGUAAAUUGGUUCUUUAAUUUUGUGUUAUGUUAUGACAUAUACUUCUUGCCGGAGAGUAUUGCGCGCGAACUCGUGGGAUAUGCGUGCGACCAAAUAAAGGGGUGGACUGCACCCCUAGUUUUUGUA
Messenger RNA from Frankliniella occidentalis (western flower thrips), 1077 nucleotides. RefSeq lists its product as uncharacterized. Gene Ontology annotation, molecular function: N-acetyltransferase activity. Bases 93 to 839 code for a protein of 248 amino acids. The record is from RefSeq and is a predicted model, not a curated record. The transcript is spliced from 3 exons. Lineage: Eukaryota; Metazoa; Arthropoda; Insecta; Thysanoptera; Thripidae.